This is a messenger RNA of Alligator sinensis (Chinese alligator), 3156 nucleotides long. RefSeq names its product ceramide synthase 4-like. NCBI's taxonomy places the organism in Eukaryota, Metazoa, Chordata, Crocodylia, Alligatoridae. The record is from RefSeq and is a predicted model, not a curated record. The annotation marks the transcript as partial. Gene Ontology annotation, cellular component: membrane. The transcript is spliced from 8 exons. Gene Ontology annotation, biological process: ceramide biosynthetic process. Gene Ontology annotation, molecular function: DNA binding; sphingosine N-acyltransferase activity.
CAAGAGUUGAUCAGUUUGGCGAAGCAGUGUGACCUGCCAACCAAAAAGGUAGAGAGGUGGUUCCGAUAUCGGCGGAACCAGGACCGACCCAGUCUGUCUAAAAAGUUUUGUGAGGCCAGCUGGAGGUUUACAUUUUACACAGUUUCUUUCUUCACCGGACUUACUGUCCUACAUGAUAAGCCCUGGUUUUGGGAUCAUAGAGAAUGCUGGACAGGGUACCCACAACAGCCCUUACUGCCCUCUCUGUUCUGGUACUACAUGCUGGAGCUUUCCUUCUACUGCUCUCUGGUCUUCACCCUGCCCUUUGAUGUGAAGAGAAAGGACUUUUAUGAGCAGAUCAUCCAUCAUGCAGCAACUAUUUUUCUGAUCAGUUUCUCCUACUGUGCCAAUUACAUCCGCAUUGGGACUCUGGUGAUGGUGAUCCAUGAUGCUUCAGAUUGCAUCUUAGAGCCAACUAAGAUAGUCAACUACAUGAAGUGGAAAAGAGUUUGUGAUGGUCUCUUCAUCACCUUCUCAGCUGUUUUCCUCAUCACACGCCUGGUUGUUUUCCCCUACAAGGUGCUCUACAACACAUACUACUACUCCAUGGAGCUAUUCCAGCCCUUCUUUGGAUAUUAUUUCAUGAAUGCUCUCCUGAUGAUACUGCAGCUGCUCCACGUCUUCUGGUCCUGUUUAAUCAUUCACAUGGUCUACAAAUUCAUCCUCGUUGGCACGAUGGAAAAGGAUAUGAGAAGUGACACCGAGGAAAGUGACAAGGGUGAAGAGGAGAAAGAACAGAUGAGGGAGAAUGAGAAAAAUGGGAUGGUACAUUUUAACAACAUCACAAACAACAAUUGUAUCCAAAGUAAUGGAGCCCAGCAGCGAAAUACCAAAACCCCUUUUUUAGUCAAUGGCUAUGCCAAAGAAAGAUAGCAUGGGCUAAACUUCCUGCUGAUCCUGCCUAUAUCAAAUUCAGGCCACUGUCCUAUGUUGCUCAUUAUUUGGACAUAAAGGGAUAUGAUUUUAAUUUCAUAGUUACGUUUCUACUUCCCACGAACCAAAAUUGCAUAUUGCCGCUAGAGAUGCAAAGGUUGCUUUUGUUCUGCUAUCCAAAAAAAUGUAUUUUAUAUGUUGUAGUUUUGAAAAAGAAAGGGAUAGAAGGGAUCAAAGAGACUUGGUUUUAACAAGUUUUUUUAUUAUCUGUGUUUAUCUUGAACAAUACUUUGAGCAACUGAUAAAACCCCAGAAAUUGUAACUUGCAGUCUUAACUGAGUAGUAGUGUUUGGCAGGAAUCUGUUAAUCCUAAAGAGUACAUUCAUGGAAAUACAGGCAUAGAACUACUGAUGAUUAGAAAUAGAAAAUAAAUGCUUCAUGUUUUGAGCAGGAAAAGGUCCCCUACUAAGCCGUAAGUAUGAAUGAAAGUCAAGGAGACUAGCUAAAAGGAAGCUGGAGAAGUCUCCACCUUCCUGGAGAAAGGUGGAUGUGUCCCACAGCAACAGUGUCGUUACUGGAGGGAUCCUAGUUCUCCCUAGGUAUGAGAUUUUCAGGUCUGUUCACUUUGUUCCAUGAAUGGGAUUAUAAGACUGAGAUAGGAUCUGGAGCCCAAGCACUCAGCACCCUAUUUAGAUCACAGUUUAGAUAAACAGGAUUGCCAACAGUCAGCACUCCCCUUUCAACCCAUUUCUCAAAUCAGUAUUAUGUUAGAGACAGGAGGGAACAAGAAAAUAGACAUUUCAGGAGACUGCCGCGUUUGUGGAGACCUGGAGCGUAGCAGGUGCCAGGCCUCAGCAGUGGCCGCAAUGCUCCCUGGUGGCCACAUAGUACCUGCCCCACUUUGGCUUUACAGGUACCCUUCCCUUUUCUCCCUCCUGCCACACCUUGAUGUAAUUGGUUAAUUUAUAAAAAGGGAGGAGGUUGCCUAAUAGUCCUCAAAUGAGCCUUUGUCAGUCUUCCAGCUGGCAGGUCCUUCCUGGACCCCACUGGUCUCAGUCUUGCCCCUCAAGUGCAAAGUGAACCUUCCUGGCCCAUCUGUGCCCUCUGGACACUAAUAGCCUAAAGGCUAAUUUUGUGGUCUCCAACCUCCCCUGUAGGCACAUCCAUGCCUUGCAGAUGUUACCAUCCAAUCAAUCUCCCCUGUAAGGACCUUGGCCUUCUCAUCCUCCGUCCCUUUCUUGCUGGGCCUACUAGCUCAGGCCCAUUGUGCUGGACCUGGCUUCUGGGCUCCAGCCUCCACCCUACUCCUAGGCAGUGAACCUGCUGUGGCUUUGUCUCCAUCCUGCACCUGGGCAUCACGUCUACUUUUCCCUGCCCCUGGGCUCUGUCUGCCCUGCUUCCGGGCUCUGCUAGGACCUCCACCAUCUCUUAGUCCCAACCCAAACUACCAAUAUAAAAUUUUAACAAAGGAAUAAGCCCUCAAGCUAUAACCUAAGCUCCUAACUAGAUCUGGAAAUAAAGGCCAGUUCAUUGGCUAUCCUACAAAGCUCCCCGCUGCCCUUGGUCACAUUCCCUUGCAAGUCAGUAGCAUUGUACUUGCAUUACUCCUAGAGUAGCCCAGAUAUCAGCUGAGAGCAUCUCUGCAGCUCUCCUGCCCAAGAGCUCUUUCCUCAGCAGCCUUCAGCAUCAGGCUGCCCUGACCUGGCUCAGGCUCUAAGCUUAUAUGCUCCCAUCAGCCCUUCCCCUCUCUAGUUAGAAGACUUGCCUGGGCUGGCUGCAGGUAUGCUCCUUUAUCUUGUUGGGCUGCUCAUUGCCUAGGCAACAACAUUUCCUUGCUGCCUGCUUUCUCACAGUUGGCUUCUGUUUAGAUGCUUGGGCUCUAGCUGCUGCAGUCUUUCUCUUAAACUAAUAGGGCCCCUAAGCUCCCUGUUACAUAGAGGUCUCACCUCCCUGAGGGUAUUGCUAUGGGAAUCGAGCUUUUAUGAAACAUGCAUUGUCCUUUCUCCACAGAAAGGGGACAGGGCAGCUGCUGAAUCUUAUGGACUGAUGCUUUAAUUCACUAUUGUGGUUCCAGGACUCUGCUGUCUAGUUUACACUCAAGAGCAGAAAAGAUUGAAGCAUUUUUCCAUGAAGUCAUGAUGCAACUGUGUUAGUUCCCUUUACAUGUCUUGUACAUUUGCUUGAUUUUUAUGUACUAUAUAUAUUUUAGUGACUGGAGAUAAUAAAGCCAUUAAAGAGAGAAAA